Molecule: messenger RNA, 1244 nt
Organism: Phyllostomus hastatus (greater spear-nosed bat)
Lineage: Eukaryota; Metazoa; Chordata; Mammalia; Chiroptera; Phyllostomidae
Gene: FCRLA
Product: Fc receptor like A
Exons: 5
Coding region: 34-1191 (385 amino acids)
Biological process (GO): cell surface receptor signaling pathway
Molecular function (GO): transmembrane signaling receptor activity
Source: RefSeq, a predicted model, not a curated record
GCUCGCUUCCUCUUUUCUAAUUUGGGAGGUUUCAUGUUGAUGAAAAUCGGGGUGUUGGCCGCUGCAGAGACCCCUCACUCGGUGGCCAUGGCGCUGGGCGGCAUUCUCGGGGCCCGCUCUCCGCCUCCCGUUCUGUGGGUGCUGCUGGUCACAGCGUCACUGUCUCGGCCGGCGCCCUCCUCCGCGGCCAGCUUUGAGCCCCUGCAGUGCGAAGGGCCGGCCAGCACCCGGGACAGCGGCUGCCACGCUGGACGGCACCUGACGGGCUCCAGGGAGGUGGACUUCCAGGCCAAGAGCUACGUGUUCAGCCGGCCCUUCCAUCUGAUUGUGUCCUACGACUGGCUGAUUCUGCAAGGCCCAGCCACCCCCCUGUUUGAGGGGGACCCGGUGGCUCUGCGCUGCCAGGCCUGGCAGGACUGGCCCCUGACGCAGGUCACCUUCUACCGCGACGGCUCGGCUCUGGGCCCGCCGGGGCCUCGCCGGGAGUUCUCUAUCGCCGCGGCGCAGAGGGCGGACAGCGGGCACUACCACUGCAGCGCGGUCUUCAGGAGCCCUGGCCCCGGGCGCCCAGAGACGGCAUCCUCCUUGGUGAUCGCGGUCCAGGAACUGUUUGCAGCCCCCGUGCUCCGGGCCGUGCCCUCGGCCCAGCCCCGGGAGGGAGGCCCGCUGACCCUGAGCUGCCGGACCAAGCUGGCGCCGCAGAGGUCGGCCGCCCGCCUCCUCUUCUCCUUCUACAAGGACGGCCGGGCCAUGCGCGGCCGGGGCGCGUCCCCGGAGCUUCAGGUGCCCGCGGCCUCGGCAGGCCACGCUGGGUCCUACUGGUGCGAGGCUGCCACCGAGGACGGGCACGUGUGGAAACGCAGCCCCAAGCUGGAGGUCAGGGUGCAGGGUCCCUCGAGCUCUGGGGCGCCGCCCACCUUGAACCCGGCUCCUCCGCAACCCUGGGCUCCAGGGCCGCCGGCUGCCAAGCCCUCUGGGCCGCUGCCCCCACCGCCCGGCCCUCCCUCCAAGGGUGCCGGCCUGCCCUCUCCUCUGCAGGCACCUGACCCCCACCUGCACCACCAGAUGGGGGUCCUCCUCAAACAAAUGCAGGACGUGAGAGCGCUCCUUGGUCACCUGGUCUUGGAGCUGAGGGACUUGUCCAGCCACCUGAAGCCGGAGACCAGGAAGGGCCCUGCCAAACGCCAGUGAACCUUUCGCCUGUGGUGUUGCUCCGCCCCCAAUAAACCGCACUCCCCUCCCUC